Messenger RNA from Suillus fuscotomentosus, 607 nucleotides. Its product is annotated as COX6A, subunit VIa of cytochrome c oxidase. NCBI's taxonomy places the organism in Eukaryota, Fungi, Basidiomycota, Agaricomycetes, Boletales, Suillaceae. Gene Ontology annotation, biological process: mitochondrial electron transport, cytochrome c to oxygen. The record is from RefSeq and is a predicted model, not a curated record. Gene Ontology annotation, cellular component: mitochondrial inner membrane. The transcript has 5 exons. Gene Ontology annotation, molecular function: enzyme regulator activity. Bases 78 to 455 code for a protein of 125 amino acids.
GAUUUAAUUCACCUUCCCGACCUCAUCCGUCCAAACGCGAAUAUUCAUUGCAUAUUUAACAUUUCGACGCCAUAUUCAUGUUUGCUCGCACCGCCGUACGUGCUGUUGCUCGCGCAGCUCCCAGAGGUUCCCGUGCUUCCUCUGCCGAUGCAGGUGCAGGUGAUUAUUUCACAAAGCGUGAUGCGGUCAGGGCCCAUGCUGCAGAGGUUACCCAGCUUUGGCGCAGAAUAAGCUUCUAUGUUUGCGUCCCAGCCACAAUUGUCUGCGCCCUUUGGGUGCGUAAUGUGGAAGCAGAACACGCCGAACACGUAGAACACAUAAAGGCAGAACAUGAUGGUCACCUCCCCGACAUCCCUCAGUACGAAUACAUGAACCGUCGUCUCAAGCCUUACCCUUGGGGUAUGAACUCGCUGUUCUUUAACCCGCAUGUCAACAAAGAUUUGUCGGAGGAAUGAUUUUGUUCCGUAUCAGUAGACUAUGAUGUCAUUUCAUCUCAUUCGACAAUUUCAGCGGCAUCUGUCCUCUGUCACUCCAGUUGGUGCGCAGGUCGUAAUUUUCUGGCAUUAUAUCUGCCUCCAUAGUUUCAAUGAAAUGCCGGUUAAGUUUC